AUGUGGUCAAAACUAAGCAAUGCACUUAAGCGCUCGGGCAAUGAGCAAUAUGAUACUGAACCAUUGCAGACUCUGGAUGUCAUGUCUAGCGUCCUCAAACAACAUCCCAAUCUCUCUGUAUUUCAUGAAGUGCAGGAUCAGGAAGAACCCACGGAAGUCCCGUUUCCUAUUCCUAGUCCACCCGGUUCGCCUUCUCUGAACGGCCGCCGUGGAAUGUUCAAGCGCAUGUCUAAAGGCAAGAUCGAUCUGAUGGAGGGUGCAAUGCCUUCUCCUCCCCCACUCAAACUACCAUUACCACUAAAGAAGGUGAAGGCUCAUCUUACUCUUCCUACAAACGGCUCUGAAACAUCUCUCCGCUCUCCAGACUCUGCAACUCACGCUUUCUAUGAUACGUCUCGACCAUCCUUGGAUAGUAUAAGGCUACCCGAGAGCCCUGUCGACUCGAAAUUUAGCUCAAUCCGCUCCAUUCUUAGGGACCGUAACACACCCGGGACAGGUCAAAGUGUGCGUUUCUUCUCGCGCGACGCCUACAAGGUUAUCAGCCCCGAUGUAUCCGCUGCCAGCGAGGCUGAGGAGCCCCCGUUGAUUGAACGUCUACAGAAUGCCGGCGGGGCCUCCAAGUCCGAGAUAUCUCGCGCGCGCAACCGCCCUCGUGCAUCCCCCAUCAAUGUCGUGAUGGCACCUAUUCCUCUGGACUUGUCCAACAUCUUUGAUCUCUCGCCUGAGCUUGACGUACCCUUCAUAGCCCCCGUUCCUGGGACAACCCUUCUCGACUCCGCGGUUGAAAUUAUAGACGACGACGAAGAGGAACCCACCGUGACCCCACAAAUCAUUGCUCCCAAUUCGGAGGAGCCAACGAUUGUCUUGCCAAUCGAAAGGUUGCCGAUUCACGAUCGCAGUUACUCCUUUAGCUUUGGUCAGAAGGUUUUUUCAGCCCUGCCUACAGUCCCUGCAGAUAAGAUACCAUUAGAUGCAGCAACGGAGAUCGCUCGAUCGCCGAGUCGCAACCGCUCCAUGAGCGACACUUUCUUCAAUCCUAAGCGUACGGCAAAGGCCCCGGAGUCGGAUAUCAACGAUAUAUCAACCUCUUCAUUCGUCGUUUAUUCCGCACCUGCAGAACGCGCCGAACCAGAUCCAUUCCGUGCUAAUGCCACGACAUAUUACACACCGGGUGCGGUCAUUCCCCCUACCCCUCCCAAGGGGAUGCAUGCACGGAAAGUGUCUCGUGAGGAAGACGAGAUCUUUUCUCUUCGUACGCAGUUGGCCCUUCAGCAAGAGAUGUGCGCGCAGUACGAGCUUGACCUUGGUGCACGCGAUGAGCUCGUGAACACGCUCAACUUACGGCUCGAGGUAAUAGAGAAGGAUGCUGACAAGCGGAAGAGUUUAUUGCGAGGAUGGAAGAAGAAAGUCCAGGAGCUCGAGCGAAUGUGUCGCCAUCUGGAAGAGGAGGUGGAGAACAGCCGACAAGAGAGCUUCGAGAGGAGUAUCAUGGACGAAGCGAGCGGCGAGGCUCUAACACAACUUCAUAGACGGAUCUCAGAUCUGGAGCGGGAGAACGGUGAGAUUGUGAAGAGAGGAGAGGGAUGGAGGGCGGAGAGGGAGCAUAAGGAGGAGCUACUGCGCGAGCAAGAGCUUUUGUUGGCUAAGCUCAAGGAUGAGCUAUCUCAACGAGAUGUGGGGGAGACCUUAUUGAAGGAGGGUAUUCGAAAUGCUAAAGAGCAGAUGGAGGAAAUGAUGCUUUCUUCUGCUGAGGAAGACCUAGAGAGCGCUGUGAUGGUCCAGGAACAUGAACAGGAGCGGCGUCAUCAAGUCAGCCUUGAGUGGGACGAGGAGCGCAGUCGUCUGAUCACCGCUGCGGACGAGGCGCAGAGAACGCGAGAGGCAUUAGAAAGCGAGCUGGACAAGACUCGGGGAGCUCUACUAGCGAAGGAACAAGAAGUCUCUGUGUUGACGGCCGAGUUGGAGGCACAGUGGAAGAAUACGGAGGUGACUGGCGAGCGGAUGGAGGAGUUGAAGCGGGAGAAAGCGAUCCUUCAGAACGAGCUUGUUUCUCUUGAAGGCAAACUCGAGUCCAUGGAGACGGACUGGUCUAACAGCGAGAACAAGAGGCUACAGAUGGAGAACGAAAUCAAUGAGGCCUUGGCUGCAAAGGAUGAGCUCGAUAGGCAAAGAGACCAGCUGGAGGAGGAGCUCCGUUCCGAGCAGGAACACUCUGAUCAGUUGACUCAGUCUCUCCGAGAGCGAGAGGGCCGUGUAAACUCACUGGAGCAAGAGCUCAAGUAUGCUCUUGAUAAUGCCGCGCGUCUUGAACAGCGCGUUCAACAACGUGACGCUGACGUCGAGGAACUUGCUCAUAAGGUGGUCGCUCGCGAGGACGAGGUCGAAGACGUUCGCGAAGCGUUGUCGACAGCCAAGCGUGAGCACGCGCGCGCAUUGGACGAGCAGCGGCGGGCGGUCAUCGACCUCUCCGCACUUGAAGGCGGCGCGCGCACACAAUUGGAGGCAGCGAUCAAGGCUAAAGCCGAGGCGGAUGUGGCGGCGAGCACGAUGAAAGACCGCGUUGCUGCAUUGGAGCAAGAUAUUGAACGACUCCAUAAACAGGUUCAUACACUCAAGACAGAGAGCGCCGACAAGGAGGUCAGCCUCGUUCAGAUGGAAAAACAGAGGGAUCAUCUCCGUGAUGACGUACAAGGUCUGACUAUAGCAUUGGACUCAAAGCAGCAGGAGCUCGAGCUAUUAAAGAGGCGCAUGGGCGUGAAAGGCACUGCAGGCACUACACCCGCACCCAGUAAGGCCACGACUCACCGACGAGAAUCGUCGUCGGCUUUUACCACACCAUCCAUAAACUCCCGGCCAUCGUCGCGCUUGUCCGAUGGGAGCAAAGACGUAGUCAAGGUUGGGCGACUGUCAGAACCACCCUCCUCGACACGACCGACGACCCUAGGAAAGAGUGUUCGCACCAACGGAUCAGCAAGUAGCACCCCAUCCACCAGCACGGGCCUCAUCGGUACACCUUCCACAGCGAAACCUUUACGUGCCAACGGCUCGAUUGGCCCUCCUCCCGUUAAACCUCGUAUGUCCGCAGCUACGCCAACACCCUCACACUCUCGGUCACCACCGACUUCAGUUCCCCGCUCUAGCAUCGCUGCCCAUUCCUCCACGUCUUCAACUCCCAUGGUGAGCAACCUCCGACGAGCCUCAUCGGCCGCGCCGGCAGAGAUCUCACGAACAGCCAGGCCCAAUACGACUCAUAACCGCAGCGUGGUAAGCCCCGUCAUCAGCAAGCGGGAUGAAAAGGAGAACACUGAGCCGCAAAAGCGGAGAUCUCCUGUCAUUGCGUAGAGUGCGACUUGAGUCAAGCUUUCUGUCAGCGUGAGGAGGGUAUGCCAUGUAGACUCAUAUUUGCUCUUGAUCUUAUUCUUGUUUGCUGCGCUGUCCUUGUUUUAUUUUUUUGCUCAUUCGAUGUUGCUGUCUUUCUGUCGAUAACUCCCUCCAGGCACAACCACUUAUGUCCGGUCGACCCUACUUUUUCCAUACCUACAAGCCUCCCCCCCACUAUGCACUCAUCCAUUGUUCCACUCCUCGUCAUCGCCGCCCACUUGGCAGGAAGGCAUCGUUAGUUGUCUCAAGUCGCUAUGAAUGCAUCAGUCAGCUGUUGUAUGAUAUUGUGUUUAGUUUUGCAUAUGUCUUUUUGCGCUCGAUCG
Heterobasidion irregulare TC 32-1 is the source of this 3704-nucleotide messenger RNA. RefSeq lists its product as uncharacterized. The transcript is spliced from 5 exons. Lineage: Eukaryota; Fungi; Basidiomycota; Agaricomycetes; Russulales; Bondarzewiaceae. The coding region runs from base 1 to 3342 and encodes 1113 amino acids. The record is from RefSeq and is a predicted model, not a curated record.